AAUGAAUAAGGUAAUUAGUUUUUAAAACAAAAUAUUUUCUGUUUUUAAAAGAGCUGAAUUGUUGUCAUGUUGUUUUGGUCAAACUUUUAGCACUGUUCAAUGUUUUUUCUCUCUUGAAACUGUAAACUCUGUUCUAGCCAUUUAGUCCACCACGGUUUCCAGCAUAACAUAUUUUGUACCGUUUCCAUGAAACUGAAGUCUUUGUUGGUGAUUUUGGUGGUGAUUUUCAAGUUGAGUUUUACUAUCUAGUUUAGAAGAGAAAGCUUUUUUUUUUAUUUUAGAGGCACUUGAAAGGGUACUUAAUGCUGUUAUUAUAGUAGCUUAAUUGAACUCAGGUUUUUUAGCGCUGUCCAUGGUGCUAAACGUUUGCCUUAGAAUCUUAUGUUUUAUCAUAGUCCCAGGCAGCGAUAAAAAAUACUUCAGUGGUCGGUGACAGGCGACAGGCUUCUGGAUAAGUAAGCUAUUUCAAACUGGUUGUUUCAUUCGCUGUUGGCUGCCUAGCGAUAUAUCCGUCUUAUCAUAUGGAGAGCUGCGUGAAAGCUCAAAGUUUAGUUGACUGUGGAGCAUUUCGUGUGACUAAACUUCGUACUGGAGCGGUUUCUGUUCAGGGGAAUCAUGUUUUAAAUUAUCUUUCUCCUUCAUACUAAAUGAAAACAUUGAGUGGUCCACAGGGUGUCAGUGUUACAGUAGGGGAUUGCUAAGGCUUCAGUCAAAAUAGUCUCUGCCCCUUCCAAAGUGUAUUUUUUUAGCGCGACCACAAAGAAUGCCAUAGUUUCGAUCUGUACCUUUCCUAAGCGACUGUGGUUUUCUGAUAUAUAAUCUCAGGACAGCUGGAGGUGUUUUAAGUGGAAGAUAUUUGUGGAUGCUAUUUCAAAUGAUUUUGCCAAAAGAGAAAGGACAAGGAGGAAGAAUGAUGUCUUGGUCGCGUCCUCUGCUUUUCUCUCUGCUGUUUUGCUGUGGUGAGCUGAUAUUAGCUCAAAUAAAAUACUCGACUCCGGAGGAAGUUAAAGUGGGAGCUAUUAUUGGAAAUGUUGCCAAGGAUUUGGGCCUUGAUGUCAGUACUUUGAUAAACAGGCGUUUUCGUAUUGUGUCUGGAGCUCAGGACGCGCUCUUUGAGGUAAACCCGAACAAUGGGAUUUUGUAUGUUCAUAAGAAUCUCGACCGAGAACAGCUGUGUGAUAGAAAUGGUGCUUGUUUAAUAGAUCUGAAAAUCGUUGUUGAAAAUCCACUUGAAAUCCAUUAUAUCACAGUGGAAAUAACAGAUGAUAACGACCAUGUACCGACGUUUGUCGAGAAUGAAAAGGUAAUAGAAAUAGCAGAAAAUACUUUACCAGGAGCACGAUUUCAAUUACCAGGCGCCCGUGAUCCCGAUGUUGGAAUAAAUUCCGUCCAGCGUUAUAAACUUAGUCAAAAUGAUAAUUUUCAUCUUGAAAUUCGAGAUAGGGGAGAGGAUAAAAUCCCUUUCUUAGUGUUGCAGAGGCCCUUGGACAGAGAGCAGAAAACAAACCAUAGCCUGAUUUUAACCGCUAUAGAUGGAGGGACACCGCUAAAAUCAGCACAUCUUAAUCUUACCAUAAAUGUUCUCGAUAUCAAUGAUAACAGACCUGCUUUUUCGAAAGAGGUUUAUUCUGUGAUAUUACAAGAAAAUGUUGCUUUAGAUACGGUCGUAAUAAAAGUCGAAGCAACUGAUCUCGACGAGGGAACUAAUGGGGAUGUUGAGUAUACCUUUGGGGGUGACAUUAAUUCGAAGGUGUUGGAGCUAUUUAGUCUAGACAGAAAUACAGGCGAAAUUCGAGUUAAUGGACAAAUAGACUAUGAGACAGCUGAUGUUUUCAAGUUAGACGUCCAAGCCUCUGACAGGGGUCAGCCUCCUACAACAACUGACUGCAGAGUUAUAAUAAAGAUCCAAGAUGUCAAUGACAAUAAACCAGAAAUAGAGGUGACAUCAAUAUCUAACAUGGUCCCAGAGGAUUCAAAACAUGGGACCGUGAUUUCUCUUAUUAGCGUUACAGACUUCGAUUCUGGCCUGAAUGGGAAGGUCAUAUGCAGCCUGACGGGGAAUAUACCAUUUGAAUUAAAACCGUCGUUUAAAGAAAACAUGUAUUCAUUAGUGACAAAAGAAACACUGGACAGGGAAACUGUGUCACAUUAUGACAUUUCAAUAACAGCUACCGACUAUGGUGAGCCUCCACUUUCCACACUCAAAACUUUGAGUAUUCAGGUGUCAGAUGUGAAUGAUAACAUGCCAGAGUUCGCACACAGUCCCCUGGAAUUAUAUUUGAAGGAAAACAAUGCUCCUGGCGCAUCAAUAUUUUCUGUGAGUACAUCUGAUAAAGACUUAAACGACAAUGCUGCAGUGUCCUAUCGCAUAAUUAGAGGGGAAGGCGGUCAUAAUGACAUGGCAUCUUUUCUGAAUAUAAAUUCUGAAAACGGAAAAAUAUCUGCGCUAAAAAGUUUUGACUUUGAAACUCUGAAAACGUUCCAGUUCCAAGUUGUUGCCACAGAUUCUGGAACUCCGUCACUAAGCAGCAACGUCACAGUGAACGUGUUCAUUCUGGAUCAGAACGACAACGCUCCAGUCAUCCUGUAUCCAGUCAGCUCUAACGGCUCUGCUGAAGGUGUGGAGGAGAUUCCCCGCAAUGUGAACGCAGGACACUUGGUGACUAAAGUCAGAGCCUAUGACGCUGAUAUAGGAUAUAACGGCUGGUUGCUGUUUUCACUGCAGGAAGUUACUGACCACAGUCUCUUUGGUUUGGACCGCUAUACAGGACAGAUCAGAACACUUCGCUCCUUCACAGAGACAGACGAGGCUGAGCAUAAACUGGUCAUACUGGUGAAAGACAAUUGGAACGUUUCACUCUCAGCAACAGCUACUGUGAUUGUCAAACUGGUUGAGCCCAAAGAGGCUUUUGCAGCUUCUGAUGUUAAAAGUUCGGCAAAAGAUGAGGGGAAUGAUGUGACUUUUUACCUGAUGAUAACUUUGGGCUCAGUUUCUGUGCUUUUCCUCAUCAGCAUCAUCGUGCUGAUUGCAAUGCAGUGCUCCAAAACCACAGACUAUACUUCUAAAUAUCUACAAGAGACUAAUUAUGACGGGACACUGUGUCACAGCAUCCAGUACAGAUCUGGAGACAAACGGUACAUGUUGGUUGGACCCAGAAUGAGUAUAGGAUCUACUAUAGUCCCUGGCAGCCAUGCAAAUACUCUAGUGCUCCCUGACAGGAGGAGCGCAUCUGGAGAGGUAAGAACUUAAAAGUUUUAUACAAAAUGUUGACAAGCAUACAGUUCUUUGU
Messenger RNA from Siniperca chuatsi (mandarin fish), 3290 nucleotides. Its product is annotated as protocadherin alpha-8-like. Gene Ontology annotation, biological process: homophilic cell-cell adhesion. Gene Ontology annotation, cellular component: plasma membrane. NCBI's taxonomy places the organism in Eukaryota, Metazoa, Chordata, Actinopteri, Centrarchiformes, Sinipercidae. Gene Ontology annotation, molecular function: calcium ion binding. The record is from RefSeq and is a predicted model, not a curated record.